AAAUAAACAUAACGUAGAAAAUAAGCCAUUCAUUUUUUUGUAGAAUAAAUUCGACACUCAUUGACCUCCAUACAACAGCUCCUUGCUUGGUCGACGAAAAAAAUACCACUUGCUGGAGGGAGACAGAUUUUCCGCCGAGUUGGGCCUCCAAAGAUGUUUAUAACCAACCAUUGUUCUGUGGCCUCGUUCUUCCUCUGAUUGGCUACACAUUUUGUGCCAAAAGAGUUUGUGGCGGGUUGUUUAAGUUAUUCGCGCUUUAUCCUCCUCAUUUGAAGUCAGCGGCGGUUGCUAGCGUGAAAUACUGUGUCAUUGUACCGCUACAUUCUAAGCUAUAUACAGUAUUAGUGUUAUUCUUAUAUUUCGCACUUUCUCUGGAAAGAAAACAACCCUUGUCAACAUGCAUGUGAUAAAGCGAGAUGGGCGCCAAGAGCGUGUCAUGUUUGACAAGAUCACCUCCCGCAUCCAGAAGCUGUGCUAUGGACUCAACUCUGACUUUGUCGAUCCAACCCAGAUCACUAUGAAGGUCAUCCAAGGUCUGUACAAUGGGGUCACCACAGUGGAGCUGGACACGCUGGCUGCAGAGAUCGCUGCCACACUCACCACCAAACACCCCGACUAUGCCAUCCUGGCUGCCCGCAUUGCAGUCUCCAACCUGCACAAGGAGACCAAGAAGGUUUUCAGCGAUGUGGUGGAGGAUCUAUACAACUAUGUCAACCCGCUAAACAAACGGCACUCUCCCAUGGUCGCCAAGGAAACACUCGACAUUGUCCUAGAAAACAAGGACCGCCUCAACUCGGCCAUUAUCUUUGACCGGGACUUCUCCUAUAACUUCUUUGGAUUCAAGACACUUGAGCGGUCCUACUUGCUGAAAAUUGAUGGGAAAGUUGCUGAGCGACCACAGCACAUGCUCAUGAGGGUGGCAGUUGGGAUUCAUAAGACUGACAUUGAUGCUGCCAUCGAGACUUACAACCUGCUGUCAGAGAAGUGGUUCACCCACGCUUCCCCCACACUCUUCAACGCUGGCACCAACCGCCCACAGCUGUCUAGCUGUUUCCUGCUGGCCAUGAAGGACGACAGCAUCGAGGGCAUCUACGACACCCUGAAGCAGUGUGCCCUAAUCUCAAAAUCAGCAGGGGGCAUCGGAGUGGCAGUCAGCUGCAUCAGAGCCACGGGCAGCUACAUCGCUGGGACAAAUGGAAAUUCCAAUGGGCUUGUUCCCAUGCUCCGAGUGUACAACAACACAGCACGCUAUGUGGACCAGGGAGGCAACAAGAGACCUGGUGCGUUUGCCAUGUACUUGGAGCCGUGGCACUUUGAUGUGUUUGACUUCUUGGACCUGAAGAAGAACACGGGGAAGGAAGAGCAGAGGGCCAGAGAUCUGUUCUACGGCAUGUGGAUCCCUGAUCUCUUUAUGAAGAGAGUGGAGAGCAACCAGGACUGGUCCCUGAUGUGCCCCAGUGACUGCCCUGGACUGGAUGAGUGCUGGGGGGAGGAGUUUGAGAAUCUCUAUACCAGGUAUGAGCAAGAGGGUCGUGUGAAGCGGGUGGUAAAGGCCCAGCAGGUGUGGCACGCCAUCAUUGAGUCCCAGACUGAGACGGGCACCCCCUACAUGCUCUACAAGGACGCCUGCAACAGGAAAAGUAACCAUCAGAACCUGGGAACCAUCAAGUCCAGUAACCUCUGUACUGAGAUUGUAGAGUACACCAGCCAUGAUGAGGUGGCAGUGUGUAACCUGGCGUCAAUCGCCCUCAACAUGUACGUCACCCCAGAGAAAACAUUUGACUUCAACAAGCUGGCCUAUGUCACCAAGGUUAUUGUUAGGAACCUCAACAAGAUCAUCGAGAUCAACUACUACCCUGUGAUCGAGGCUGAGAACUCCAACAAGCGCCACAGGCCCAUUGGUAUUGGUGUCCAGGGUCUGGCUGAUGCCUUCAUUCUGAUGCGUUUCCCCUUUGAGAGUGCUGAGGCCCAGAAGCUCAACACUCAGAUAUUUGAGACCAUCUACUACGCUUCCCUGGAGUCCAGCUGUGAGCUGGCUGCUGAGCUUGGUGCCUACCAAACCUACACAGGCUCCCCCGUCAGCAAAGGAAUCCUUCAGUAUGACAUGUGGGACAAAACCCCAACUGACCUGUGGGACUGGAAACUUCUCAAGGAAAAGAUUGCCAAGCAUGGUGUCAGGAACAGUUUGCUGCUGGCCCCUAUGCCCACGGCCUCCACAGCCCAGAUCCUGGGCAACAACGAGUCCAUCGAGCCCUACACCAGUAACAUCUACACCCGCAGAGUCCUUUCUGGGGAGUUCCAGAUUGUGAACCCCCACCUGUUGAAGGACCUAACAGAGCGAGGGCUGUGGAACGAGGCGAUGAAAAACCAGCUGAUUGGUCAGAACGGAUCCAUCCAGGGCAUUGCUGAGAUCCCAGAUGACCUGAAGGAGCUGUAUAAGACUGUGUGGGAGAUCUCCCAGAAGACUAUUCUGAAGAUGGCUGCUGACCGCGGUGCCUUCAUAGACCAGAGCCAGUCCCUCAACAUCCACAUCGCUGAGCCCAACUAUGGCAAGCUCACCAGCAUGCACUUCUACGGCUGGAAGCAGGGUCUGAAGACAGGCAUGUACUACCUGAGGACCAAGCCUGCAGCCAACCCCAUCCAGUUCACCUUGAACAAGGAGAAGCUGAAAGAGUCUCAGUCGGUUAAGAACGAGGAGGAGAUCAAGGAGAUCAACAGAGCCGCUAUGGUGUGUUCCCUGGAGAACCGUGACGACUGCCUGAUGUGUGGCUCUUAGACCGGCCCCUAACUCCUUCUCCUAUCCUCGCUCUUAGUUAAUUAACCAUUGCGGUGGACCACUGAACUCCUCAAUAUCAUUGAACCCCACUCUGAUUGUCUUUAGGCCAGUUAAUGUCAUAGUUAUCUGCCCUGAUGUCAGAUCAUAGGCUCACGCUUGGGGUUUAUAGAUCAGGCUAUUAUGGUUGUUUUGUGGGCGUGCUACUGUAGCCUAAGUAGUGCUGUACAUGGUGCGCUUCUGUCUGCCUUAUCACAGAUUAUUAACUGUAGGCAGUUUUCUAUUUAUCUUGGGUACACUGUUUGAUUUGUAUAGAAUUCAGUGUUUCAUUUUUUAAGUGUGAACUCCAUUGUUAAUAUGUAAAUCUAAGGAUUUCAUAAUUUGAAUUUCAUUCAAGAAGUUAACCUCAAUGGUGUAUUCUUUGUAUUUUACCUGUGGUGGGUGCUUUGUAAUUAAGUUUUGACAUUCAUGCAAUGUCCUGUGGUACUUAUGGUAAAGUAUACAGUAGUUCAGUGGCCAUUUUAGCAUGUAAAUCUUGGAGGGGCAAAAAAAACUAGAUAACAAUACAUUUAAUUGGACUAUAACGGUGCCAUACGGUGCCCACAAACUGUUAGGGCCUAUAUAAAGCUGCCCCCGCAGCAGUCCCAACAUCUUACCACUGCUACACCUAGCUAUCAGCGGAGCCGUUCAUUCAGCCACAUUUACUGCCUUUAAAAAAAAAAAAAAAAAAAACAUAG
This is a messenger RNA of Salvelinus namaycush (lake trout), 3510 nucleotides long. RefSeq names its product ribonucleoside-diphosphate reductase large subunit. The record is from RefSeq and is a predicted model, not a curated record. The transcript is spliced from 18 exons. Lineage: Eukaryota; Metazoa; Chordata; Actinopteri; Salmoniformes; Salmonidae. Gene Ontology annotation, molecular function: ribonucleoside-diphosphate reductase activity, thioredoxin disulfide as acceptor; ATP binding. Gene Ontology annotation, cellular component: ribonucleoside-diphosphate reductase complex. Bases 398 to 2776 code for a protein of 792 amino acids. Gene Ontology annotation, biological process: DNA replication; deoxyribonucleotide biosynthetic process.